UCCCCACGCUCCGGGUUGCCUGUGGGUGUGGGCGAGGCGGAAGAAGUCAAACAGGUCGAACCAAACUCCUCCAUGGCUCAGGAGAAGCGGACGUCAGGCGACAGGACGUAAGCAAGAGAGUGGUACCUUUGCAUUAUUCUAGCCGGGGGAUCAAACCACAGAGGGCAGGUUUGGAGGACCGACAAGACCCGACAUGACCCCGGCAUUCCUUCGGGGUGAAGGAAGGACUUGGAGGAGCAGGAGAACAUGACACUCCGUUGGCGAGGUUAACGUGGUUUUUAUACAAGAAAAGGAUUGACAUCGUAAUUGGGGGAGGGGGGCCCGGCCAGGCGGCCAUGCUGGGACCACUUUGGCCAACAGGACUGCUGCUCGCCUUCUUCACUCUCUGCUCCACUUUGGACGCCGAGUGUGUGCUGGGCAUGGUCGGCCAGCCUCUCUCCCUGCCUUGCUUCUACCCCGACGCUGUGACCUCUGACAAUGUCUCCGUGGAGUGGUGGAGGAACGAGGAUGUGGUGCUCAGGUCCACGUGGACAGGAGACGACGACGAGGAGGAGGAUGACAUGCAUGCUAACCGUGUCACCAUGUCGGCGGAUGCUCGCGCGACCGGAAACUUCACCCUGGAGCUGCCCGUGGUGGCCCCCCAGGAGGACAACACGUCGUACAGGCUGUUCUUCACCUCUCGGGGGGGUCCCAGCGUGCAGGCGUGCAGGCUGUGUCUCAGGGUGGCAGCUCCUUUCAGCCCGCCCGUGUUGCACUGGGAGGCUCCUGAGGAGGACGACGAAGAAAGUGUCUUCCUGUGCCACUCCGCCGGCGGCUUCCCCGAGCCCGUCGUGCACUGGCUGGUGGACGGCGGCGCCCCGGAGGCCGGCGGCGGCUCCGUAAAGACCCUGGUGGGACUACUGCCUGACUCUCACCUCUACAACGUCACCAGCUACUUGACCAUCAACAUCUCAAACACCAACGUGUCGUGCGUCAUCGAGAACCCGCCCAUGAACGAAAACUUGACCUCCUCCACCCACGCCGUGUGGAGCGGCCCGGUGGUGAGUCGAGCGACGAAGGCCAUGUGGAUGUUUAGCACCGCCCUCUGCAUGGUGGUGGGCGUCAUGGUGGCCGUGGGCGUGGGCUACCAGAUCUACCUGGACCGGCUGAGUAAGAAGAAGAAAAUAGAACACAUCAGGAGGAGCAGAGAACACAACAGGAGACGUCGGGAGACGGAGGAAACGGAGGUGAUGAGCAUGCAGUCGUGGGAGACAAACGUUUAGACCCAUACAAAUACAGCUGCAUGUUUGGAUUUGGACACCCCUGGUCUCCAGCCCCCGGUCCCCAACCCCCAGGUUAGGACCUCAUCUAAGGCGGCUUUAUUUAUGUGUUUCAACCUAUUGAUUUUUGUUCAAGAUGGUUAGGAUGCUUCCAUAAGUAUUUUAGAACAUUGUUUGUGAUAUCAGCUACAUUUCUAGAAGUACUUAUCUAGUAUAAAAGAAAUACACACACAUACUGUAUGUAGAAUGGGAAAUAUUCAACCAGGGGUUGAAAUAUUAAAGGAAAAAAGUUGAUUUCUUCCAAGAAAAUUUGGAAUUAGACAAGAAUAAACGCAUGAUAUUAGCAGGUGUCAGCACAGAACAAAAGAGAAAAAAAGAACAAAAUAAGAAUAAAAUCCUUCUUUUAUAAAAGCCAGAAUAUGAUGAGAAACAACAAAAAAAAAUAAGGUUGUUUUUGGAAAAAUUAGGUUUGGGGGAAAAGAUGAAAGUAUUAUGAGAAUAAUUAUGGAUAUAAGUCCUAAUUACAAGACUAUACGUAAGAAAGAAGCUGAAAUAAAUAAAAAAAAAAGAAGAAGAAUAAGAACAGAAGAAUUAAAAUAUUAACAGAAAAAACAUUCCAAAGAGAAAAACAUAUUUUAAAUGGCUCAUUUUCCCACCCUUUGUAUUGAGUUGUGGACUCCUGUAGAGCAGCUACACACAAUAACCCGCAUAGAAAACUUUAAAAAUCUUCCAGAAUCUGCACCUAUUCCAGCUGUAUUUCCUUGGAUUUGUGCUUCAACACCAAAAUGGUUUGUUUUAAUUUAUUCCACCCACAGCCUGCCUUCAGAUACGCCCACUCUGCUGUGAUUGCUCACACUCCCCAACUAUGAACAAAGCCCACUUUCUAAUAUAGUGGGUAUAGGAGUUGAUAAUAAAUGAAUGGAGAGCUAAAUGAAAAGCUACUGGUAGCUCAUGAUCUACUACCCGACUUACCAUGGCAAGUCGGCACCGCUGGUGCAGUGGAGCUCAGGAGAAGUCGGACCUGUGGCCAUUGCCUCCAACCUCGCCCGCCUGAGAAGGAGCACUCAUUGUCGAACACACUUUGUCAGAGUGAUGCCCAGAAGCCGGACUUGAGGGCGCCGUGUUUACUAACUGCAACGGAAGUGGAAUUGUGGUCAUUAUGUGUUCCAGGCAGUGAGCACCGUGGUUUAUUCCACCUCCGUGGACUCACAGCGUGUCCGACAUUUCACGUCCAUGUUCAUAAAAACAGUCCCAUGUGAAAUGCUGACAGAUGGAAAUAUUUUUUCUCUUGCUGGGAAUCACCAAAUACAGUAACGUCUGCCGGAGCUUGCCUCUCAGCAGAGCAUGGGGGAGGGCAGAGAGUGUAUUUGGCCUACAGCCACACCCAUAUAAGGACGGUGGCUCCUCUGUGACAUCACAAAGGAACAGUUUUACCACGCCUUCUGAAACCAAGCGUUUUGAGCCAAACUUCUUUCAGGGCUCACUUCCAAAUGUGCAAACCUCGUUAUCUGAAACUUUGGCAUAACUUUAGAAAAUAUCAACAUGAUAAAGUGGCAUCCUUGAUGUGAUCCUUUUCAAAAGGUUUUCUAAAUAAAAGAUGUCCACAUGGCAAAAGUGGCAAACGUUUAUUCCACUUUGCUUCUUUCUACUAAUGAAUCCACGAUUGAUAUUUACACCAUGACAUCAUGGAUGAUGUGAUGACUUCAUUCUUGGCAGUAAGCAUCAGAAAUCACACGCAUGCUUCCAGUUCAAGGAGGCGGGCCCUUUCAUCUCCGUGCAUCCUGAGCACUCGUCACGGCAUAGAGAUCGUGGCGGCGUUGGGCCGUGAUGGGGAUCUGCUGUCGCACAUCAGCCAGGAACUGCAGAUCUGAGAUCAGCAUAUCAGAUGCUACUUUUUUUUUCAAAAUCUAUACAUUUUUUGGAGCAUCAACGUGGAAUCUCACCGAUAUCGGCGUAGAUGAUGGCCUCCUCUGCACCGGCCUUGGAGAUAACUUCUCCCCUGAAAGCAGACAUUUGCAUGGUUGGACAUGUGGCCAAACACGAGCUGCGACACCUAGAGGUCAUAAGAGGAAGAGCACGCUGGCUUCUCCACCUGAAAGAAAACGCUCCUUCCUCUGACCAACUGAUGUUUGUGUCCUCUUGUCCCGCUCAUUCAUUCGAUCAUUUUCUACCGCUUUUUCCUCACGAGGGUCUUCGGGCGAGAGGCGGGAUACACCCUGGACUGGUGGCCAGCCAAUCACAGGGCACAUAUAGACAAACAACCAUUCACACUCACAUUCAUACCUAUGGACAAUUUGGAGUGGCCAAUUAACCUAGCAUGUUUUUGGAAUGUGGGAGGAAACCGGAGUACCCGGAGAGAACCCACGCAUGCACGGGGAGAACAUGCAAGCUCCACACAAAGAUGGCCGAGGGUGGAAUUGAACCCUGGUCUCCUAGCUGUGAGGUCUGCGCCCUAACCACUCGACCGCCCUUGUCCCGCUCUUUAAGCUUAUGUGACAAAUAGCAUCCAUUAUGUUGGAUUAUUAUUAUUAUUAUUAUUAUGAAGAUGUGCUGCAUCUCACCAGGGGUUCACCACGCUGCUGUGACCCCAGGCCACGUAGGAGGCACCCUCGUCUCUGGCGGGUGAUGCCGUGGCCACGUACACCUGGUUGUCCAGCGCCCUGCGAAGGAAGCGACAGCCGUCUGUUGGAGUUCUUAAAAUAAACAAAAACACACAUCCACAGCCUCACCUGCCCCUCUGCAGGAGCUCCCAGUGGGCGGGGCCUGUGGUCAUGUUGAAGGCUCCUGGAUAGACCAGCAGCUGACACCCUGAGCACCAAAGACGUGUUCUCAAACAUAUCCAGCAGAUGGCACUCUGUUCCUUCCUUUCCUUACGGUUAAACGCCACAUUGUAUUGCACCCAGUAGCACACAGUGAAAAAGAAAGGAUGCAAGGGACAGUUUCAUAUUCUGUAAAGCAUGCUAACACCUGCUAACAUGCUAACUGCAUCUCAGCUUUGUCAUAUAGGUGAGAAGCAUAUUAUUGCUAUCAAAUUCACUCUAUUCUAUUUCUCCUCCAUUUUUGUUUUUUCUUUAAUUUUGCUAAUAUUUGCUUUUUGUCUUUGUCUUCAUACAUUUUAUUUAAUAUUUCACUCUUUGCUUUUUUUCCCCCACAUUUUUUUAAAAUUUUCAAAAUAUUCAAAUUUUCUUUUCAUAAAAUGAUGACUAUAAUGCCAGCCUAUUCCUUAUAUUAUGACUUUGACAAAAUAAUAUCUAUGCUACUAAAAUUACUUCAUUCUAAUAUAUAGAGUUUAUUCUCAGAACAUUUUUUGUCUUUUUUUCUCGUUAGAAUACAACUUUUUUUCUCAUAAUAAUUAUAAGAGAUGAAAAUGCACACAAAACAAUUAAGAACUUUUCUGGUAAGAACUUUUUCCGCAACUGUUUUUUUUUCUAAAGAAUGUCUUUUUGUUUAAUAUUUAAACUCUAAGGUUAUUUUCAUAAAAUUAAAACUUUUUUCCUACCAUUAUAACUUUUCAUUCAUUCAUUUUCUACCGCUUUUUCCUCACGAGGGUCACGGGGGGUGCUGGAGCCUAUCCCAGCUGUCUUCGGGCGAGAGGCGGGGUACACCCUGGGCUGGUCGCCAGCCAAUCACAGGGCACAUAUAGACAAACAACCAUUCACACUCACAUUCAUACCUAUGGACAAUUUGGAGUCGCCAAUUAACCUAGCAUGUUUUUGGAAUGUGGGAGGAAACCGGAGUACCCGGAGAAAACCCACGCAUGCACGGGGAGAACAUGCAAACUCCACACAGAGAUGCCCGAGGGUGGAAUUGAACCCUGGUCUCCUAGCUGUGGGGUCUGCGCGCUAACCACACGACCGCCGUGCCGCCCACCAUUAUAACUUUUUUCUCUUAAAUAUUUUGACUUAUAUAUUUUUUUCCUAUUCUUUAAAAAAAUAAAAGUUUCCCCACCAGCUUUUUCUUUGGCUUUUCCAAAACGUGACUAUGACCAAAGAAACACGCCACUGCCCCGGCUGCUCGGUCUAACAUGGUGCCAAGAAAAGUGACUAUCAAUAAAGACUUCUUUCAUCUUGUCAAUUAGUAUGUUUUUCAUGAUGAAGUCCGCCUAGCAACAAGGGAUCAACCCAAACAUGUCACGCGAGUCGGAAAUGAGAAUCCAGACAAUAAGUGAGAGGCGAGCCACUCACCCUUCCUGCUGUAGAGCUGUGCCAGCUCGGCAAAUCUCAUGUCGUAACAGAUCCCCACUCCCACCUUGCAGAAAGCUACAAAGGUAAGCCAACAUUGACUCCGUAAAACAACACAGCAGGACAGCAAACAUCGGAAAAAAGUGUUGGAAACGCUACUCACGUGUGUCAAACACAGACAAGGUGCUGCCGGGGCUUAGUGUCUCCGACUCCUGGAAGCAGAUCUUCUCCGGAAUGUCGAUGUCAAAGAGAUGGAUCUUGAAGGGGCGACAAAAAUGUUUGGUUCACAAUAUGUUGUGUAUGUUCACAUAUGUUUGGUGUACCUUCCUGUGUUUGACGAGGAGCUCUCCAUCAGGCCCAAACACAAGACAGCUGUUGUACAACUUGCCAGCAUCUUCCUCAGGGAUGGAGCCUGGACCACAACAGUAGCAGACAGCUUUAGUUGACCGCUUUCUCACAUACCCUGUUAGAACUUUUUAAAUCAUGAUAUACAGUACCAGUAGUAUGUGUUAAUAGUACAGUUUUGUCAUCUUUCCGUUGCCGUAUGUUCACUACAACAGGCUUUUAUUGCAGGUUUAAGUUAUUUCAGCAUCUCACCUCCUACCAGAUAUAUGUUGUUGUCCUUGGCAGCCUGGGACAGGACCUGAGCGGACUCCCCUGGGAUCCUCUCAGCGUAAGAAGCAAAGAAUCCAGUUCCAUACGGCGAAUUGAAGCAUUCCUGCGAAGCAUGAUUUGGCUCCUUCAGGCUCAUGUUGUCAAUCUUUUUACCUUGAUUGUUCCUCACCGGCAAAAGCACCACUUUGCUGCCUUGUCCCGCCGCCUCGUUGAUGAGCCUCCUGGCCCGGCUCAGGUUGUCCG
Messenger RNA from Doryrhamphus excisus (bluestripe pipefish), 6298 nucleotides. Its product is annotated as ICOS ligand-like. NCBI's taxonomy places the organism in Eukaryota, Metazoa, Chordata, Actinopteri, Syngnathiformes, Syngnathidae. Gene Ontology annotation, cellular component: external side of plasma membrane. The record is from RefSeq and is a predicted model, not a curated record. Gene Ontology annotation, biological process: cell surface receptor signaling pathway; cellular response to lipopolysaccharide; T cell costimulation.